This is a messenger RNA of Pantherophis guttatus, 2602 nucleotides long. Lineage: Eukaryota; Metazoa; Chordata; Lepidosauria; Squamata; Colubridae. The record is from RefSeq and is a predicted model, not a curated record.
GAGAGAGGGAGACUCAUGCUCAACCUCCACCCGCGGCCGCCCCAGCCCCCCCGAUUCGCCCUGCCCCCCUCACCGCAUCCGCAGCAAAAAGCCCCUCGGGGCGCCGCCGGGAAAGAGCUCCAUGGCCCCGGCCGUCGGCAGAUGGCGAGGCGAGGCGGGGCUCGGGUUUGCAAGCCAAGACGCGCAGCCCAGCGGCAGGGAGCCCAUAGGUGGCUCUGCGCCAUCGGCUGGACGCCAAGCGCCCGUAGGGAGCGGGAGAGCCCGGCAGCCCAGGGACCCCGGCCGGGCGCGCGGGAGCCGUCUUGCCCUCUGCCCGCCCGAUCGCCUCCCGUGCUUGUAUUCCGCAGAGCCAGCAUGGAAGCGGAACCCACGGAAGCGGCGGCCUCGCUGCCUCCGGCGGUGUCCUGGCAGGCGGCGGCGGUGGAGGAGGAGGAGGAGGAGGCAGCGCCCAGCAGCACGUCGCCCACGGCUCGCGAGGUGGAGGAAGAGCUGAUUCCGCCCGCCUCCACCUCCCUGGGGAGCGACGAGGACACGGUCUUGCCGCGCUCGAGCUCCUUGGAGGGGGAGGACGAGCUCCCGGACCCCUCCCUGCCCUCCUCGUCCGAGUGGCCGGAGCCGCAGAGCGCCAGCCCCAGCGAGCCCUCCGCCGCGCCGCUCGAGAGCUCCCCUUUCACCUUCGCCUCGCUCUCGCCGUCGUCGCUCUCCUGGAAGGCGCCCUCCGACGGGCCGCAGCGGCGGCUGGAAGAGGCGGAAGGCCGCGGGGAGCAGGGCGAGCGGCCGAAAGCCAAAAAGAAGGGCCUGCCGGCCAAGAAGGGCGCGCCAAGCUACACGGUGAGGACCAUCGUGCCAGCCGAGAAGGAGGAGCUGGUGUCGGUGGCCAAGGCCAUGCACCGAGAGAAAUUUGCCAAGAGCACCAAGGAGCUCUUCCACCUGGAGAAGGAGGCGGCCCUCAAGUCCCUCCAGACAGGUCUCUACAUCGGCUGGCGCUGCCCUGAAUACCUUUGGGAUUGUUUCCGGGUGGGGGAUGAGUCCAAGUGCUUCUGUGGGCACCUGCUGAAGCUGCACCAGGUGUACGUGGAGAAACGAGCCACUGUGCCCUGCACUGUGGCAGACUGCCGAUGCCAGGGAUUCCUGUUUGUUCCUUCAUGCCCGGAAGAGGUGGGCGAAUUCUGGCUUCGGCGAAGAACUGGCUUUGAUGUGGCAGCCUGGCGAGCAAAAUGCCGGUGCACGCACACGCACGAGGAACAUACGCCCAUCGGAGCACGGGGGUGCUGUGUCCGAGCUUCUUGAGAAUUGUGCUAGGGGGCUGUCUGGACUGGGUUGAAGCCACCUUUAAGUGAUCAUUGCUUUGGUAACUGCCCUUCCCUUUGUCUGCCAAGGCCACCCUCUCCACUCUUUUUACCUCUACCAUCUUAUCAAAGCAAUACACCCAGCUCCUCUACUUCCAGCCCCAUUUGGUCUUAUUCCAGGGUUUGCUCAUCAUGAACCCCAUCUCUCACCAAGGCAAUGUCAUCUCCAGCCAGUCCAGGCUCAAAUCCUCCUCCAGCCACUGGCACUACAGAGCCCUCUCCCCAAUUGGCAGGCAUAAGUGACCUUUGUGUUCUGUGGCCCUGGCUGCCUGCCAAUGCCAAAGCGGCACCAUCUCCCCGAGCUGCACGGCUAAGGAGCCUCUCCCACGGCCACCUGAGACUGUUCGCCAGGACCAGUUCACUUGGGGCAGUUACUCCAAAGAGGCUACCCUCACAAUCGGUGCCAGCUCAGGACCUUCCCGGGGGCUUCGGCAUCCCUUCCUGCCUUCUGGCCAGGGGGUUUUGGCCUAUUUUUCUUUUUAAAUUUUUUAUUGAAAAUUAUUAAAAAAUACAGAAAAAAAGUAUAACAAUAUGGAUAGAAUUGCAGAGAGUAAUAUAAUACAUAUAGAGUUUUAAAGUAUCAAUUUUCGCCUAGAGAAAGUACAAACCUCCAUUAAACCAACUCAUCAAAAGAAGGAAAAGUUUAUCCAGAAGAAAAAAUUCUCAACUGUCAUGCAAUGCUCCUAUAAAUAUUUACCCACGUUCACAUUAAGGUUAAUAUUUUCAUUCUUCUUAAGGUUUCUUUUUUUUCAGCCAAGCAUACCAUCUGUCCCAGCUCCUAUAUAACCCCGAUUCUUGUCUAUCUCGCAAAAGUCCAGUAAGCUUGUCUGCUUCUGCACAGUCCAUUGCAAUUAACGUAGCCUCCGAUGGAAUAUUUUUGGAUUUCCAUUCUUGCACGAACGAGAUCCUGGCUGCAAUGAUGAUGUGGGGAGCGAGAUACCAAUUAGAUUUGUUUAAGUUCUCUGGUUUCAUGCCUAGUAAAAACGUUUCCGGGUUCAAAUCUAUUCUACAUCCUAUGGUUUCUAAAAUCUAUUUUUGAAUUCUAGCCCAAUAUUCUUUUGCUCGGGGACAGGUCCACCAACUAUGAAAGUAAGUUCCCAUAGCGGCGUUGCAUUUCCAACAAACCGGAGAGGUUCCCGGGAACAGUUGCGUCCCUUUCUGGAUCGGGACUCUUUACGCACGGUCACUCAUGCCCUUGUCACCUCCCGCCUGGACUAUUGCAACGCUCUCUACAUGGGGCUCCCCUUGAGGAG